AUGGAUCUCAAUAUAAUGGACAAACUGCGUAUUCUGAAGAUUGACACAGAGCUGCGUCCCCAAAUAAAGAUGAAAGCUAUGAGUAGAUAUUAUUUCGUGGCGCCUACGAAUCCCGUGGAACAGUUCUUUGUAUUCGCAUCCACUGCUGCGUGGCUUAUAAGAAAAUCUGGCAAAGACUUUGAUCAACCGAACGAGGAAGAUGAUCCUAACGCAAUCAUCGCUAAUAUCCUAGAUAUUAUACGAGAAAAAGAUAUAGCAGUGGACUUCUCCUCUCAUAAACUCAAGCAAGGUUGCGGAGACCAAGUAUGUUAUAUCUUAAACGUGUUGGCUGACGAAGUCUUGAAGGUUGAAAACUUCGAAUGGCUGAAACCUGUUGUUAACAUAAACGAGUCGGAAGAAAUUACAGACGAUGUUGAUCAAGUUGAGGAUGAAACUGAGAUAAUUUUGGAUAAAAUCGAAGAGGAAAUGGCGAUUUAUUCAGAAGAAUCUGAAGGGGAGAUUGAGAAAGAGGAAGAAAAAGAUAUCAACGUCACUACUAGAGUUCAUGAUUGGGAAGCUUGGAAAUUGGAAUUGGAAAGGGUUGCGCCGGCUUUGAGAUUAAAGAUAUCUGUAGAUGGAAGAGAUUGGAGAGCGAGGCACGCGCAGAUGAAGAGCUACAGAGAUGAACUUACAGACAGAUUCAAAACGACUGGGUCACAGUUGAAUAAAAUUUACAGCAACAUCACGUCAGUUAUGGACAAGAUAGGAGCAAGAGAGAAUGUGCUGAACGAAAGACUUGAACCAUUUGUUAGGGAAUACGGAUCUUUGUUGGACGAAUUGAACAAAGCUACCAAUGAGUAUAAAGAAGCUAGCGUCGGCGUUACUGAGAGACAGGAAAUAUUGAACGAAUUGACGUCCAAAGUUGAGAACAUGAAGCAAAAGACUGAAUCACGUGGUUCAUCAAUGAAUGAUAAUUCGCCGUUGGUUACAGCAAAAAAAGCCGUCGAAACUUUGAAGAAAGACAUCCAAGAACUCGACUUCCAGAUACUUAUUCUGCUCUGGCUUUUAAUAUCAAAGGAAAACCCGAAAAGUAACAAUUAUCUAACACACACUGAGACAAGAUUCGUUGGCGCUGAAGUUUAUUAG
Messenger RNA from Danaus chrysippus (African queen), 1125 nucleotides. Lineage: Eukaryota; Metazoa; Arthropoda; Insecta; Lepidoptera; Nymphalidae. The record is from the annotation of a GenBank genome assembly.